ACACUAGUAAUGAAUUUAGUACAACCUUUUUUUGUAGUGAAACUUCAGCUAUGUUCCAAAAUUUGCUGUCAACACAACUAAUGUAUAGUAUAGUAGUAACUAUAGAUUGUCAGUACUAGCAGUAAAUUUUUGAACAGUCUUUGACCAUGGCUCAACUAUCGUCUGUCUUAACAUAACCUUGACACGUUUCUCGAAUGCGAUAGUAAACAAGUGAAACAAUUUUAUCAAUCUAUUUCCUUAAUUAGAAUAUUCCACAAUGUCUGAGAAUACGAACGAAACAGUAGUUGAGAAAGAAAUCGCCGUUGAAGACCCAAAUGCUGUUUCAGAAGAGGAUAAGCAGUUUUUAAUGGAAUAUGUUCUGGAAGCAGAACAGAGACUUACGACGAAAGAAGAAAUUCGUGCAGCUAAUCUAAAUCCCACAAGACCUCCAGAUGCAUCAUUCAGUAAACUCGACUCAAGUCUAAAAAGAAACACUACAUUUGUCAAGAAACUGAAAAACUUCAGUGUGACCCAACUCGACACAGUUUUAAAAGAUAUGGCAAAUUUAAAUCUGACCAAAUAUAUAAGUGAAGUUGCCACUGCUCUAGUAGAUGCCAAAAUAAAGAUGACUGAUGUUGCACCCGCUAUUAGAGUAUGCAGUUUCCUCCAUCAAACAUAUGCUGAGUUUUCUACUCAUUUUUUUGAAAAUUGGCAAAGAGUAUUAUCACUGAAGGUUGGCGACAAAAUCACAAAUCCCAGCAAAUUGAGAGUAGAUCUUCGAUUUUAUGCAGAGCUGAUAAAUGCUGGGAUAUUUACACAUAAACAAGGCUUACCUUUACUUGGCUCGAUAUUGACUAUGUUGAUCAAUAUGGAUAAGGAGGAACAUAAUAAUGCUAGUAUAAUAUUAAGUUUCUGUCGACACUGUGGCGAAGAUUAUGCUGGCCUUGUGCCUAAAAGAGUGCGAGAACUGUCUGAAAAAUUAAAUGUUUCAAUUCCAAAAAGUAAAUUGUUGUCUUCAGACAAACAACAAAAUGUUAAGUUACUGCUGCGUGAUUAUUAUAAUUCAAUGUGUAAGCACUUGCUAAAGGAACAUAAAGAAUUGCAAGCAUUUGAAAAGCAGAAUCGCAAAAUACUGCAAACUAGAGGAGAAUUGAGUUUGGAACGAAAAGAAAAGUUAGAAACUCUACAAGUCUCUUAUGAACGUUUAUUAAAUAGCGUACAAAGUUUUUCUGAUACAUUAGACGAACCAAUGCCCGAGCUUCCAGUGGAUAAUGAAAUUAAGGCAGAAACGGAAGAAAUGCUAAAGAUGAUAAAUGAGGGAGAAGAUAAUACUACAUUAGAGGAUAUGUGGGGUGAUGAAGAAACAAGACGUUUUUAUGAAGUGUUACCAGAUUUGACCGUCUUCCUACCGGGUUCAUAUUUAAAAGAUACCUCAAAGGAUACUUCAAAAACAGAUAUAGCGAUAACGGAGGAUGCUCUUGAUGAAGAAAUAGUUUUUGAUGAAUUAGAAGACACUGAGAAGAUUGAAGAACCACCAGAGGUGGAAAUAGAAGAGCCACAGGUAUCUAACACGAGCAACAAGAUACUGUUGGAUGCUUUUCUGACACACCUACCAAACUGUGUGAAUCGCGAAAUGAUUGACAAUGCCGCAGUAAACUUUUUGAUAAAUCUUAAUACGAAACACAACAAGAAAAAAUUGGUAAAGGCUCUUUUCGGCGUUUCUAGAAUUCGUCAGGAUCUACUACCUUUUUAUUCUCGUUUAGCAGCUAUUCUCUAUUUGGUGAUGCCUGAGAUUGGCAAUGACUUGUGCCAAAUGCUAAAACAAGAUUUUAAAUAUCAUGUGCGCAAGAAGGAUCAAAUAAACAUCGAAUCAAAAAUAAAAGUAGUUCGUUACAUCGGUGAACUUGUUAAAUUCAAACUUUAUUCUAAAAUAGAGGCAUUGUACUGUUUGAAAGUUCUAUUGCAUGAUUUUACACAUCAUCAUAUUGAAAUGGCUUGCAACUUGCUUGAGAUUUGUGGCCGAUAUCUUUUCUGUUCGCCAGAUUCUCAUCAAAGAACUAAGGUUUACCUGGAGCAGAUGAUGCGUAAAAAGGCUGUUACCGCGCUCGAUUCACGCUAUGUCACGAUCAUUGAAAACGCGUACUAUUUUGUGAAUCCACCUGAAUCAACUGGCGGCGUCAUGAAAAAAGACAGACCACCUGUACAUGAAUUUAUUAGAAAACUAUUAUAUCAGGACCUUUCUAAAACAAAUACAGAUAAGGUGCUUAAAUGGAUGCGUAAACUUGAUUGGGAGGAUGAAAAUGUAUCAUCUUAUGCUAUAAAAUGUCUCACUGCAGCUUACAACGUCAAAUAUCCUAAUAUCCGAUGCGUGGGAAGCUUAUUAGCUGGCUUAGUAGCUCAUUACGAGACUAUCGGGCCUCAAGUAGUCGAUGGUGUACUUGAAGACAUACGAUUAUGUAUGGAAAUCAAUCUGCCCAAAUUCAAUCAACGGCGCAUUGCCAUGGUCAAGUAUUUGGGCGAGCUGUAUAACUACCGAAUGGUGGAGAGUGGCGACAUUUUUCGUACUUUAUAUUUGCUCAUCACAUUCGGGAUUAGUGUAGACCAUUCAUUACCGAGCGUGCUCGAUCCACCUGAUCACCUCUUUCGUAUUCGCCUGGUGUGCACAUUAUUGGAGACAUGCGGCCAGUACUUUAGUGGCGGAUCUAGCAAAAAAAAGCUUGACUAUUUUCUUGUAUUCUUUCAGAACUACUUUUGGUUCAAGUACACAGACCCGAUUUGGACAUCUGAGAAUCCGUUUCCUGUCGGAAUAGAUUACAUGUAUCGCGAUACAUUAACGAUGCUACGACCCAAAAUGCAAUUGUUUCAGAGUUACAAGGAAGCGCAAUGUGCUGUGGAAGAAUUGCGCAAUACUCUAUAUCCGACUUUAGGUAAUCCUCCCAUUGAUGACACUGUGGAAGGCGACAACGACAUGAGCGUUAUUAUGGAAGGCGACGAAGAAGCAGCGAUAAUCGGAAAUGGUAGUGGAGACGCAAAAGGUAUUGCCGAGCUGCAUUUUGAAGAAUCUGAAGAUUGUUCAGAGGCGCAGUCAGAAGAGGAAUGGAUAGCCGAUGUGGAACGGGAUGAUGCUAUGGGUACUCAGGAAAACACUCAGGGUGAUCGAUCUCAGAGUCUGUCAGCGGAUGGUGCCACUGAAGGCGUAAUCAUGGAUGUGACUGAGGAAUUAAAUGCAGCUUUGCCAGCUGGACCACGACGCGUGAGCUGUCCAGAAGACGAUGAUUUCUUGUCAGCGUUAGAUAAAAUGGUUUCAGACAACAUACAAGAUCGCAUGCGAGAUUCGGUAAAACCACAACAAGUUGAUAUUUCUGUACCAUUGCAUGUGAAGAGUACAAAAAAGACAUAUGAACAGCUACAAGAGAGACCGACUGAUAAUAACACAGUAGAUUUUGUGUUAAUGCUGAGGAAGGGUAACAAACAACAAUACAAAAAUCUUGCGGUACCAGUAUCAUCCGAGUUGGCUAUGAAUCUUAGGAAUCGCGAACAGGAACAGAAGGAGGAGAAAGAGCGCGUAAAACGUCUAACUUUGAACAUUACUGAGCGGCAAGAAGAGGAAGAUUAUCAAGAGACUAUGAAUCAAAGCACGAGACCGGUUACUGUAAAUUUGAAUAGAGAACGGCGACAAAAAUAUAAUCAUCCUAAAGGGGCGCCUGAUGCCGACCUCAUUUUUGGACCAAAGAAAAUUCGAUAAGUUUGAUUAAUAACUCUUAAAGCUGAACGAUUAUAUUCCAUUGGAAAAUUAAUGAUGCAUCUGUGAAAUUCAACUUACAUUUUGGACUCGUCUACUCAACUCCCAUAAUUAAGUAACUUUGAUUAUAGUUUUACCACUUUUUAUUAUAUUUUCAAAGUUUUUUUUUUUUUAGACAAAAGUGGUAUAUUGAAUGUAUCAGAACUUGGACAAUACAAAUGUAUCAUAUGUAUAGAUGAGAUGUAAGUUAGUGCAUUUAAACGAAUCAGAGGUAGAUUAUAAGACUGAUACAGUAAACUCUCAUUAAAAAAGAGUAAUUAACUUCGAUAUAUAUUAUUCAAAUUUUUCCUUGAUCGAUAUGUAAAAAAAUCAAUAUGUGGAAUAUUACAACGCACUGCCGAUUUUUUUAUUAAGGGCAGAGUUUAUUGUAUCAUAUAAAUAAACUCUUAAUGCAAGAUAUGAUAUAGAUAUGAUAUAUAGCAAUUGAUAUAUUAUUUAUUAUACACAUUUGAUUGAAGAAUUUAUGUAUCAUGUAUGUUAUCACUAAACAUUUUUACACAGAUUUAUAUUCAAUUAUUAUUUUAUGAUUUUCAACAAAAGCUGUGUUGUGAUAUAAUAUAUCAAUUUGUAUACAUGAUGAUAUUUUUGACACUAUUUCAUAUUAUAUUUGAAAAUGUCCUUUUUUUUCUCUAUAGAAAUCACUCAUAUAGAAUAUAUAAAUGAAGUGAAAUUUGCAGACUGCAUCAAACUUCCUAUUGAAAGAGCAAAACGAAUAAAAAACUCAACAUUGAUGUACAAUUAUUUAUUUUUAUCUAAGAAAUUAUCGUCAUGUACAAAAUGAAUAUAAAUAAAUGUUUUAGGUGCUUAAACAUUUGAUGGCUCCGCAAUAAGUUUUAUAAUAAUGAUAUUUACGUAUAUCUACCGAAAUACAUGAAAUUGAUAAACAUAUAAA
This is a messenger RNA of Pogonomyrmex barbatus (red harvester ant), 4673 nucleotides long. RefSeq names its product UPF2 regulator of nonsense mediated mRNA decay (gene Upf2). Gene Ontology annotation, cellular component: cytoplasm; exon-exon junction complex. Gene Ontology annotation, biological process: nuclear-transcribed mRNA catabolic process, nonsense-mediated decay. Gene Ontology annotation, molecular function: RNA binding; protein binding. The record is from RefSeq and is a predicted model, not a curated record. NCBI's taxonomy places the organism in Eukaryota, Metazoa, Arthropoda, Insecta, Hymenoptera, Formicidae.